GGAACGCUCCGCGCUGCGCCGGUGGCGGCAGGAUACAGCGGCUCCUGCGCGACUUAUAAGAGGUCCUUGUGCGGCGCCAUUUUAAGCUUCUCGGUCUGUAGCAGUCGCGUUAGACCGGCUGCGAGAGCUGGGAGCGAGGGGAGGCGGAGACGGAGGAACAUCCGAGAAGCAGCUCCAGCCCCCGCCGAGCCGCCACCGCAGGCCGAGGACGAUCGGACUCCCGCGGCGGGAGGAGCCUGUUCCCCUGAGGGUAUCUGAAGUACACCAAACCACCAUUUUCGAAGAUCCUCUGCGUGGACAAUGGCUACUCAAGCUGAUUUGAUGGAGCUGGACAUGGCGAUGGAGCCAGACAGAAAAGCGGCUGUUAGUCACUGGCAGCAGCAGUCUUACCUGGACUCUGGGAUCCAUUCUGGUGCUACUACCACGGCCCCUUCUUUGAGUGGAAAAGGCAAUCCUGAGGAAGAAGAUGUGGAUACCACCCAGCAAGGCCUGUACGACUGGGACCACCAGGGGUUUUCUCAGUCCUUCACUCAGGAACAAGUAGCUGAUAUUGACGGGCAGUACGCCAUGACCCGAGCCCAGCGAGUCCGCGCUGCUAUGUUCCCUGAGACGUUAGAUGAGGGCAUGCAGAUCCCGUCGACACAGUUCGACGCCGCCCACCCCACCAACGUCCAGCGUCUGGCCGAACCGUCACAGAUGCUGAAACACGCCGUUGUAAAUUUGAUUAACUAUCAAGAUGAUGCAGAACUUGCCACACGAGCGAUUCCGGAACUGACGAAACUGCUAAAUGAUGAGGACCAGGUGGUGGUUAACAAGGCUGCAGUUAUGGUCCAUCAGCUUUCUAAAAAGGAAGCUUCCAGACACGCCAUCAUGCGCUCUCCCCAGAUGGUGUCUGCUAUUGUGCGUACCAUGCAGAACACAAAUGAUGUAGAGACGGCUCGCUGUACUGCUGGGACCUUGCACAAUCUUUCCCAUCAUCGGGAGGGCUUGCUGGCCAUCUUCAAGUCUGGGGGCAUUCCUGCCCUGGUGAAGAUGCUCGGUUCACCGGUGGAUUCUGUGUUGUUUUACGCCAUCACAACUCUCCACAACCUUUUAUUGCAUCAAGAGGGAGCUAAAAUGGCAGUGCGUUUAGCUGGCGGGCUGCAGAAAAUGGUUGCCUUGCUCAACAAAACAAAUGUUAAAUUCUUGGCAAUUACAACAGACUGCCUUCAGAUCUUAGCUUACGGCAAUCAAGAGAGCAAGCUGAUCAUUCUGGCUAGUGGUGGACCUCAAGCUUUAGUAAAUAUAAUGAGGACCUACACUUACGAGAAACUACUGUGGACCACAAGCAGAGUACUGAAGGUGCUGUCUGUCUGCUCUAGUAACAAACCGGCUAUUGUGGAAGCUGGCGGGAUGCAGGCUUUAGGACUCCACCUGACAGACCCGAGUCAGCGUCUGGUUCAGAACUGUCUGUGGACUCUUAGGAAUCUUUCCGAUGCCGCAACUAAACAGGAAGGGAUGGAAGGUCUCCUUGGGACCCUUGUUCAGCUCUUGGGCUCAGAUGAUAUAAAUGUGGUCACCUGUGCAGCUGGAAUUCUUUCUAACCUCACCUGCAAUAAUUAUAAGAACAAGAUGAUGGUGUGUCAAGUGGGUGGUAUAGAGGCUCUUGUACGUACUGUCCUUCGUGCUGGUGACAGGGAGGACAUCACUGAGCCUGCCAUCUGCGCUCUUCGUCACCUGACCAGCCGGCACCAGGAAGCAGAGAUGGCCCAGAACGCUGUUCGCCUGCACUAUGGACUGCCGGUUGUGGUUAAACUCCUGCACCCGCCAUCCCACUGGCCUCUGAUAAAGGCUACCGUUGGAUUGAUUCGAAAUCUUGCCCUUUGUCCAGCAAAUCACGCACCUUUGCGUGAGCAGGGUGCCAUUCCACGUCUCGUUCAGUUGUUGGUUCGUGCCCACCAGGAUACCCAGCGCCGUACGUCCAUGGGCGGGACACAGCAGCAGUUCGUGGAGGGCGUCCGCAUGGAAGAAAUAGUGGAAGGCUGCACCGGAGCCCUUCACAUCCUCGCUCGGGAUGUUCACAACCGAAUCGUCAUCAGAGGACUAAACACCAUUCCCUUGUUUGUGCAGCUGCUUUAUUCUCCCAUUGAAAACAUCCAAAGAGUAGCUGCAGGGGUCCUCUGUGAACUGGCGCAGGACAAGGAGGCUGCGGAAGCCAUCGAAGCCGAGGGGGCCACGGCCCCGCUGACGGAACUGCUCCACUCGAGGAACGAAGGCGUGGCGACGUACGCAGCCGCCGUCCUGUUCCGAAUGUCAGAGGACAAGCCGCAGGAUUACAAGAAGCGGCUGUCGGUGGAGCUGACCAGUUCCCUCUUCAGAACGGAGCCGAUGGCCUGGAAUGAGACUGCUGAUCUUGGACUUGAUAUUGGCGCCCAGGGAGAGCCACUUGGAUAUCGCCAGGAUGAUCCCAGCUACCGUUCUUUUCACUCCGGUGGGUACGGCCAGGAUGCCUUGGGUAUGGACCCCAUGAUGGAGCACGAGAUGGGUGGCCACCACCCUGGUGCUGACUACCCGGUUGAUGGGCUGCCGGACCUGGGGCACGCCCAGGACCUCAUGGACGGGCUGCCUCCGGGGGACAGCAAUCAGCUGGCCUGGUUUGACACUGACCUGUAAAUCACCCUUUAGCUGUAUUGUCUGAACUUGCAUUGUGAUUGGCCUGUAGAGUUGCUGAGAGGGCUCGAGGGGUGGGCUGGUAUCUCAGAAAGUGCCUGACACACUAACCAAGUUGAGUUUCCUAUGGGAACAAUUGAAGUAAACUUUUUGUUCUGGUCCUUUUUGGUCGAGGAGUAACAAUACAAAUGGAUUUUGGGAGUGACUCAAGAAGUGAAGAAUGCACAAGAAUGGAUCACAAGAUGGAAUUUAUCAAACUCUAGCCUUGCUUGUUAAAAUUUUUUUUAAUAUCUGUAAUGGUACUGACUUUGCUUGCUUUGAAGUAGCUCUUUAAUUUUUUUUGCAGUAACUGUUAGUUUUUUAAGUCUUGUAGUGUUAAGUUAUAGUGAAUACUGCUACAGCAAUUUCUAAUUUUUAAGAAUUGAGUAAUGGUGUAGAACACUAAUUCAUAAUCACUCUAAUUGUAAUCUGAAUAAAGUGUAACAUUGUGUAGCCUUUUUGUAUAAAAUAGACAAAUAGAAAUGGUCCAAUUAGUUUCCUUUUUAAUAUGCUUAAAAUAAGCAGGUGGAUCUAUUUCAUGUUUUUGAUCGAAAACUCUAUCUGGGAUACGUGUGGGUGGGGUGAGUCGGUCAGGUGCUCCUUGGAGCCUCGUUCUGGACAGCUGACCAGCUGCCUUUUAUCCCAGAGUUGUUGUGACCUGCUGUGAUACGACGCUUCAAGAGAAAAUGCAGUUAUAAAAAAUGGUUCCGAAUUAAACUUUUAAUUCAUUC
Molecule: messenger RNA, 3419 nt
Organism: Phyllostomus discolor (pale spear-nosed bat)
Lineage: Eukaryota; Metazoa; Chordata; Mammalia; Chiroptera; Phyllostomidae
Gene: CTNNB1
Product: catenin beta 1
Exons: 16
Coding region: 301-2652 (783 amino acids)
Biological process (GO): cell adhesion; positive regulation of transcription by RNA polymerase II
Cellular component (GO): catenin complex; adherens junction
Molecular function (GO): transcription coactivator activity; alpha-catenin binding; cadherin binding
Source: RefSeq, a predicted model, not a curated record